GCCCACCGGAAGCGGAAGUUGCGGCAGCCGAGCAUCGCGCCACUGCUGAUGCUCUUAAACUUGUUGCAUAACAACAAUAACAGCAGCGUCUCACGUUGCUAAAAUGUCAAAUUAGGAUUUUAUUGAGAAGACAAAUCAGCAUUUAAACGCUAUCUUCAGGGAAAAGAUAUGCCAGAAAUGGCAGUGGAUGGUGAUGUGAGACCAUUUCAAAUAGGUCAUUGAUGCAGAAAUAUUCAUCCCAAGAGACUGUGAAAAGAGGAAAGACUGAAUAUUUAUGCACAUUUAUUUAUAUUUCCAACACUUAAGUCUCAUUCAGGGUUUUCUUAACCCUGACAUGUCCCGCAGACAUGUCUUUAGCACCCUAAGGUGUUAAUUUGAUGGAUAUGGAUAUAAAAUGAAAAUUUUUCCCUAUAUGCCCAUGAAGGCCGUGUUUCAGCGUAGGCUUCAGAAAUUGAGGCACUAUAGAGGAGUCCAGCAGUCUGUGUUUAGGUAAUCCCAUCACUUUAAAUCAUUCCUUCCCUGCGUCUCUUGGUCAAGAUGGAGUCCUACCUCUUCCCCUUCGACAGCCUGAUCUGUAUGCUCCUGGGCAUUUCCUUCACGGUGUGGUUCACCCUUCUUCUGGUGUUCAUCAUCGUACCCGCAAUCCUCGGCGUGUCCUUCGGGAUCCGCAGACUGUAUAUGAAGUCGCUGAUCAAGCUUUUUGAGUGGGCGACCUUAAGAAUGGAGCGCGGAGCCAGAGAGAAGAAUCAGCAUCUCUACAAACCCUACAGCAAUGGGAUCAUUGCUAAAGAGCCAGCGUCCCUCGAACAGGAGAUCCAGGAAAUGAGGCGUGGCGGUGCAGAGCCUGAGUUUGACAUGUCUGACAUCUUCUAUUUCUGCCGGCGAGGUGUGGAGAGCAUCGUUGAUGACGAGGUGACCAAACGCUUCACUGCAGAGGAGCUGGAGUCCUGGAACCUGCUGACCCGCAGCAACUACAACUUCCACCACAUCAGCACCAGGCUCACGGCGCUCUGGGGGGUGGGCGUGCUCAUUCGCUAUGGGUUUCUACUGCCACUCAGGGUCACGCUUGCUUUCACUGGUGUCGGUCUUCUCGUGGUUCUGACGUCAAUCGUUGGCCUGUUUCCAAAUGGAAGAUUGAAGAAUUAUCUCAGCGACAAGGUUCAUUUAAUGUGUUACCGGAUCUGUGUAAGAGCCCUCACGGCCAUCAUUACCUAUCAUGACAGUGAGAAUAAACCCAAAAAUGGAGGAAUCUGUGUGGCCAAUCAUACCUCACCUAUCGACGUCAUCAUUCUGGCCAGUGACGGAUGCUACGCUAUGGUGGGUCAGGUCCAUGGUGGUCUGAUGGGGGUCAUUCAGAGGGCGAUGGUGAAGGCCUGUCCUCACAUCUGGUUUGAGAGGUCUGAAGUGAAGGACCGACACCUAGUGGCCAAACGAUUAAGUGACCACGUUGCAGAUGAAAGCAAACUUCCAAUCCUCAUAUUCCCAGAGGGAACUUGUAUCAACAACACUUCAGUCAUGAUGUUCAAGAAGGGAAGCUUUGAGAUCGGCUGCACGGUUUAUCCUGUGGCCAUAAAGUAUGAUCCUCGCUUUGGUGAUGCAUUCUGGAACAGCAGCAAGUUUGGGAUGGUGAAUUACCUGCUGCACAUGAUGAGCAGUUGGGCUAUCGUGUGCAGCGUCUGGUACCUUCCACCAAUGAGCCGAAUGGAAGGGGAAGACGCUGUGCAGUUUGCUAAUAGGGUUAAAGCAGCCAUCGCUAGAAAGGGAGGCCUGGCAGACUUGUUAUGGGAUGGUGGUCUGAAACGAGGGAAAGUCAAAGAAGUUUUCAAAGAGGAGCAGCAGAAACUUUACAGCAAGGUUUUAGUGGGCAGCAGCGAAGACCGCAGUCGCUCUUGAAGAGAUGCAGCUGUCUGCUUGACUUCACACGUGCUGCUCGGCGCUCACGGCGAGAGCCUGGAACCUCAGCAGAUGCAGUGCGGCCCUAGACUGGCCCCUUCCUGAACCUGCUCAGACAACUGUAGAACGGAACUAAUGAAGUCAUUCGUGAGCUGGUGGGAAAACUGUGUAGCCAGACCCUCGGCUCACUGCUGCGCCUCAGGAGCUUUUGCAUUAUUGCACGAUUGUCUCUGUUGUAUUCAAUUCCUGGCCUGACUAUUUCAAUUUCAGUUUGGAGUGAAAGUUACACAUAGCGUACUUGAGUAAUUUUUUUUUUUUUAUUUAUUUUUCCUUCACAGUCUGUUACAGUUUUGAAUAUUUGUGCUCUGUUACUGUAAUGCAUGAUGUCCCAGGAGAAGAAAGAGUGUAAGAGUUUGAAGUGAUUUAUUUAUGAUUGUAAAAAAAAAGAAAAAAAAAAAUCAGGAAAAAGUGAAGGGAUGAUGUGCGUAGAACUUUACGUUGGUAGAACCAUGAAGAACGUGUCUGUUAAGUGUUUAGCUGCUCAGCAAUCAUCUCCUCAUGACAGCCUCUCUAGUGUGCUGUUUGUUCUUUUUUUUUUAAUAAAUUUUUUUUAACAUUG
Molecule: messenger RNA, 2512 nt
Organism: Ctenopharyngodon idella (grass carp)
Lineage: Eukaryota; Metazoa; Chordata; Actinopteri; Cypriniformes; Xenocyprididae
Gene: gpat4
Product: glycerol-3-phosphate acyltransferase 4
Exons: 13
Coding region: 538-1893 (451 amino acids)
Biological process (GO): triglyceride biosynthetic process
Cellular component (GO): endoplasmic reticulum
Molecular function (GO): glycerol-3-phosphate O-acyltransferase activity
Source: RefSeq, a predicted model, not a curated record